This is a messenger RNA of Euleptes europaea (tarantolino), 1500 nucleotides long. RefSeq names its product cytochrome P450 2W1-like. Gene Ontology annotation, molecular function: iron ion binding; heme binding; oxidoreductase activity, acting on paired donors, with incorporation or reduction of molecular oxygen, reduced flavin or flavoprotein as one donor, and incorporation of one atom of oxygen. Gene Ontology annotation, cellular component: intracellular membrane-bounded organelle; cytoplasm. The record is from RefSeq and is a predicted model, not a curated record. Gene Ontology annotation, biological process: xenobiotic metabolic process. Bases 1 to 1500 code for a protein of 499 amino acids. The transcript has 9 exons. NCBI's taxonomy places the organism in Eukaryota, Metazoa, Chordata, Lepidosauria, Squamata, Sphaerodactylidae.
AUGGCACUGCUAACGUUGUUCCUCUCUUACCCUGCGUUCGUCGGCCUCCUGUGCGCACUGGUCUUUUUCGUCUCCUAUUUUGCAACCGGUUCUGGGAAAUCGGCUUUGAAAUGGCCACCUGGUCCGAAGCCCCUUCCGAUCAUCGGCAACCUGCAUUUGCUGGAUAUCAAGAGACAAGACAAAUCCUUACUGAAGUUUGCCAAGGAAUACGGGCCCGUGUUCACCCUCCAUUUUGGAUUCCAGAAAACCGUCGUCCUGACCGGUUACGAAGCAGUGAGGGACGCCCUGGUCAACUUCACGGAUGAAUUUGUGGACAGGCCGCCGAUACCCAUCUUUGAAGAGAUUCAGCAUGGAAAUGGUGUCUUCUUUUCGACGGGAGAGCUCUGGAGGACGACCCGAAGGUUCACGAUGGCCAGCAUGCGCAAUCUUGGCGUGGGGAAGAAAUUCCUCGAGGAACAGAUUACCGAAGAACUCGGUUUCCUUAUCGAGAGCAUUAAAGCUUUCGAAGGUGAGCCCUUCGGGCUCCGGACUUUCACCAUGGCCCCCACCAACAUCACCUUUGCCAUGUUGUUCGGGGAGAGGUUUGACUACAAAGACCCGGUCUUCCUCACUCUGCUGAAACUGAUCGACGAAGUGAUGUGCCUCCUUGGGUCGCCCCUCCUGCACCUGUUCAACUUCUACCCCUUCCUGGGGUUUUUUUUCAACGACCAUAAGCUUCUACUCCAAAAAGUCGAAGAGGUCCGCGUCAUUAUCCGGGAUUACGUCAAGGCGAGCAAGCGGGACGCCCAGGCCAACGGCCUCCGAAGUUACACGGACGCGUUAGUCUUCAAGCAGCAAGAGGACACCAGCAAGAAAGAGACCCUUUUCCAUGAUGAUAACCUGAUAGCGUCCAUCCUAGAUCUGGUCAUGGCCGGCACCGAAACCACGGCCACAACACUGCAGUGGGCCGUCCUGCUCAUGAUGAAGUACCCCUCAAUUCAAGAGAAGGUCCAAGAGGAAAUUGGGGCCGUGGUGGACCUGGGCGGCUGGGCCUCCUACGAAGACCGGAAGAAGCUGCCGUACACCAACGCCGUGAUCCACGAGAUCCAGAGGUUUAUCACGCUCCUCCCCCACGUGCCACGGUACACUACGGUGGACACCCAUUUCAGGGGCUACUUUAUCCCAAAGGGGACGACGGUCAUCCCAUCUCUCACCUCCGUGCUCCUGGAUCCACAUCACUGGGCGACCCCCCACGAGUUCAACCCCGGCCACUUCCUCGACGCCGAGGGGCGGUUUGUUCAGAAGGAAGCCUUUGUGCCUUACUCCCUGGGGCGCAGGAAUUGCAUGGGCGAGAGCCUGGCCAAGACGGAGCUCUUCCUCUUCUUCGCCGGCUUGCUACAGAGGUUCACUUUCCAGCCCCCUCCGGGUGUCGCCAUCUCGGACAUAGACCUGAGCGUCCCCAAGACCACCUUCACCCUGAGACCCCAGCCGCAGCUGACCUGCGCCGUCUCCAGGGAGUAA